This is a messenger RNA of Oncorhynchus keta (chum salmon), 3565 nucleotides long. RefSeq names its product E3 ubiquitin-protein ligase RNF220-like. Bases 514 to 2454 code for a protein of 646 amino acids. The transcript has 15 exons. Lineage: Eukaryota; Metazoa; Chordata; Actinopteri; Salmoniformes; Salmonidae. Gene Ontology annotation, biological process: protein ubiquitination. The record is from RefSeq and is a predicted model, not a curated record. Gene Ontology annotation, molecular function: metal ion binding; ubiquitin protein ligase activity.
GUCAUUGAGCAAACCCAGCGCUGAGCGGCAGCACUGCACCUAAAACACUGUUUGCGAGCGACACAUCUACCUUAGAUUCAAUCUCUGCUUUUUCCUCGUUAUUCCUAGACUCCACGCAUAUUCCCUCUCUCAGCGAUACAUGCAACUGAUACCACUCUGAACACAAGAGCUGGCACAGCCUGCCUCGCCACAUAGCAACCUUGCAACGAGGUGUUAACUAGCCUACUUUCCUUUCCAUGCGACUCCGUUAUCUCCGGUGCUUUCGCCAGCCUGCAAUUGAAAAGUUUCGGUUUUGAGGAUAAACGAAAUCUACGACCUUCAAAGGGAUUGUUUAUAACAACACGGUGACCUGAGGAGGAUGAACCCGCAGUGAGACUGGACCCUUCCGUGAGGACCCACCUUCCCCUGACCUGCGUGUCCAGAGCCGCCUCCCGCAGCCCGGACACCCCGCCCCACUCCUUCUUCUCUCAGCCCCUCCUCUGGGCCCAGGAACCCCACUCCUCAGGUACCAGGAUGGACCUGCACCGGGCCGCUUUCAAGAUGGAGUCGUCCUCUUACCUUCCCAACCCUCUGGCAUCCCCGGCCCUGAUGGUGCUGGCUUCCACCGCCGAGGCCAGCCGCGACGCCUCCAUCCCCUGCCAGCAGCCCCGCCCCUUCGGCGUGCCUGUCUCCAUGGGGGAGAAGGACAUGCACCUGCCCUUCAACAAUGGCUCCUACACCUUCGCCUCCAUGUACCACCGUCAGGGAGCCGUUCCCGGGGGCUUCCCCAACCGGGACUUCCCCUCCUCCCUGCUGCACCUGCAUCACCAGUUCGCCCCCCCAAACCUGGACUGCUCCCCCAUCAGCAUGCUGAACCACAGCGGGGUGGGGGCCUUCCGACCCUUCGCCUCCCCUCCAGACGACCGUGACGGGGCAGGGGGCUACCAGUCUGCCUUCACCCCAGCCAAGCGCCUCAAAGGCUGCCUGGAUGCAGACGCCUCUCCCCACCUGCGCUACACGGACGCUGAGGGUAAAGAGUAUGACUUUGGGGGGGGACAGAUCCCCUCCAGCUCCCCAAGCGCCCUUAAGGCAGUGGAGGACGCUGGGAAAAAGAUUUUUGCAGUGUCCGGCCUGUUGUCCGACCGCGAGACGUCAUCGAGCCCAGAGGACCGCAUCGAACGCUGUAAGAAGAAGGUGUCUCUUUAUGACAGCCAGACGCCCAUCUGUCCUAUCUGCCAGGUGUUGCUGCGUCCAGGAGAACUGCAGGACCACAUGGAGCAGGAGAUGGAGCGCCUCACCCACAUGCACCUCAGUAAGAACCCAUCACACGGACACAAGGAGGGCAGUGUGGUUCCAGGAACUCCUAAGUCUAUGCUGUUGUCGGUGCACAUCAAACGCGAGGGAGAGUCACCGGUGGUCUCCCCUCUCUCUUCUGAUGAUGCCCACCACUCCGACAGAUACCAGACGUUUUUAAGAGUGCGAGCAAACAGGCAAACGCGGUUGAAUGUCGAUGACCUCUGCUGGUGCAGGCGCUACGCCAAGGAAAGUGUCAAAAAUGCUCCCCUUGGACUGCACAAUGGAGCCCCCCUUGCCCCCUGCUGCAUUGGCCACGCCCGGAUUGGGAAGAUGAAACGCCGGAAGCCAGAGGAUGGGCAGGUAUGUCCACUGUGCAGCGCGCCGCUGGCAGGGACCGAGGAGGAGAUGAGUAGGCAUGUGGAACAAUGUCUGUUCAAGAGGGAGGGUGUGUUUGCUGAGGAUGACUCUGCAGACAUGGACGGAGAGAACGGGACACGCUUUGAGGAGUAUGAGUGGUGCGGCCAGAAGAGGGUCAGAGCUACCACCCUGCUGGAAGGAGGCUUCAGAGGAACAGGCUUUGCCAUGUGUAGUACGAAGGAGAGCCACGACAGCGACGCCGACCUGGACGUGGAUGGAGACGACACGCUGGAGUACGGCAAGGCUCAGUACACAGAGGCAGACAUCAUUCCCUGCUCCGGAGAGGACCAAGGAGAAGCCAAAGAACGGGAGGCCCUGCGCGGGGCGGUGUUGAAUGGUGGAAUGCCGUCCAACAGAAUAGCGGCAGAGUUCUCCAAAUGGGCCAGUGAUGAGAUGCCCUCCACCAGCAAUGGGGAGAGCAGCAAGCAGCAGCUGCCUCAGGACCCCAACGCCGCCUGCUCAUCCUCAAACGCGCCCCGGACCUGUAAAAACAGUGAAAUAGAGAAGAUCACAGAGGGCUCGAAAGCCACCACAUUUGAAGCACUAAAGGCUCGUAUCCGGGAACUGGAGAAACAGAUCCUUCGAGGGGACAGAUAUAAGUGUCUCAUCUGCAUGGACUCGUACACGAUGCCCCUCACCUCCAUCCAGUGCUGGCACGUCCACUGUGAGGAAUGCUGGCUCAGGACUCUGGGAAAUAAGAAACUGUGCCCACAAUGCAACACCAUCACAUCGCCAGGAGAUCUAAGGCGCGUCUACUUGUGAAGAAGACUACACCUUCCCUGACCGGCCUCCGCCUACAACCCCCCUCCCUCCAUGUUUUCCUCUUUUUAUUUCCAUUUGUUCUCACCGUUUGUGUUUUGGGGUUUGUAAAGCCCCCCCUCAUAGCUUAAAGAGACAAGACUGAUGUCUUGAUUGACUCUUCCGAUCAGGGGAGGAUUGAUUGAUUGAUCAACCAACCCGGUUGGGAACAGAACCGAACCCAGUUGCCCAUUAUGUCUGAGUGUUCUCAGAAUGACAAAUACGCCAACCACCCCUCUCUGGCUCCUCCAACCGCCUGCCUGCCCUCAAGUGGUGAGUGGUCCACUCCACAGUCAAAUCCCCUCCACCCUGGCUCACACUUCUGGUUCUAUGUGUUUUCAUCCUUUAGCUCUCAGGCAACCCAGCUUUACACUCAUGGAGCCCUCCUCCCUUGCUUGCCUCACCAACGUCUCACCAUGCUGAAAGGUGUGUUCAGGUAGGAGGAGGUGGUGAUGUAACCCCCCUCCUUUUUACCAUCACUGCUCGCUGUGUGUAGAAAACCCAUCUUGGUCCAAGCCAUCAGGACAGCCAAGCUAGAUAUUGAGCUGGCUGCCGGUCGUUGCACCCUGCUUGAAGGCCUGGUAAGGGGGAAAGGAAAACGAUGAACUCUGAGCUUUCUACCAAACUGACAACCUCAGAACAUCCAGAGGAUCCUCUUCUUUUCAGCCUCUUUUUUCCCUUUUGUGGUCUUAAAUCGUGAAGUCAACCAAAUUCCAAGAAUCAGUGCAAGCACAUGUAUAAUAGUGUAUGUUAGUUUACAGUGUUGUGUGUAAAUGACAUAGAGCUUACACUUCUAUACAUAUGUGCACACAUGCUUACACACAUUCACACAUAUAUGCACGCUCGCACACACAAACUCACACACACACAAACUCACAAAAGUAUAUAUGAAUAAAGUCCAGUUUUUAGUUAGAGUUUUGAGGAAGGUUAGGGAGUGAUGUUUAAUCGAUGUGAAAAAGAAAGCCCUAUUUUUCAACCAAUGUUGUCGUCUUGAGGUUGAAGUUGUAUUUCAUUGUACAGGAAUAGAUUUAAGUCACAAUAAUAAUAAUAAUAAACUACUCAACUAGAAAUCCAA